This is a messenger RNA of Colletotrichum destructivum, 1093 nucleotides long. RefSeq names its product Putative glycolipid transfer protein. Gene Ontology annotation, molecular function: lipid transfer activity. Gene Ontology annotation, cellular component: cytoplasm. Bases 210 to 827 code for a protein of 205 amino acids. Gene Ontology annotation, biological process: intermembrane lipid transfer. The record is from RefSeq and is a predicted model, not a curated record. Lineage: Eukaryota; Fungi; Ascomycota; Sordariomycetes; Glomerellales; Glomerellaceae. The transcript has 4 exons.
CCAGCUGUGGCCUCUCUGCUUGCUGGUCUCUGGUUGCUGUCUCGACAUCUUUGGGAAACUCUCUGUCUCCCUUUCUUUUCUUCUCAUGCUCCCUCUCUCUCUCUCUUCUUCUCCCAACAAUACACUUUCCACCUCAACUGUCUACCUCCUCUUUCAAUCGUCAAGCAACUAAACAGCCGAUUCAAUUUCUUGAACCAAAAUCAGACACAAUGGCAGCUCAGAUCCCCCCUGGCGGCACUUACCUCGACACCUUCAAGCAGUCGUUUGUUAACGUCCCCGUCGACGCCGAGAGGGAGAAUGCCAUUGCUACCACCGAGUUCCUCGACGCCGCCGAAUCCCUGACCACCAUCUUUGAUGCCCUUGGUGGCGUUGCAUUUGGUCCCGUCAAGAGCGACAUGGGCGGCAACAUCAAGAAAAUUCGUGAGCGCCAGCUGGCUGCCCCCGGCCAGUCUGCCACUCUCCAGGACCUCGUCAAGAACGAGCUGGCCACCAAGAAGCACGUCGCCACCGAGGGCCUCCUCUGGCUGACUCGUGGCCUCGAGUUCACCUGCAUCGCCCUGAGCCAGAACGUCGCCAAGGAGUCUGAGGAGCUCUCCGACUCGUUCCGCAACGCCUACUCGACCACCCUCAAGCCUCACCACAGCUUCCUUGUGAAGCCUAUCUUCAGCGCCGCCAUGAGCGCCUGCCCCUACCGCAAGGACUUCUAUGCCAAGCUGGGCUCCGACCAGGCCAAGAUCGCGGCCGAGCUCCGCGUCUACCUCGCCGCUCUCGAAAAGAUUGUCGGCAUCCUCAAGGGUUUCCUCGCAAGCAAGGACGCCAAGUUCUAAGCCCAGCCACUAAGACCACCUUCACUACCACCGCCGCCCCCUGUGCCAUGCGCCCCGGCCGAGAUGAAAAGAAAACAAAAGGAGAGAGAUUAGAACGAACAAUGACGAUAUGAUGGAAGACAAACAACAUGUCUGUGUCAAUGUCAGCUGCGGUGCGAAGCACACCGUCAGCCACGAGCCAGUUUACGCAGCCUAGAAAUGAAGUAUUGCCUCGAAGCUUAAACAAAUCUGUUUUGUUUUUGUUUUUGUUUUUUGUCUUUUGAACC